Messenger RNA from Epinephelus fuscoguttatus (brown-marbled grouper), 2794 nucleotides. RefSeq names its product gastrula zinc finger protein XlCGF57.1-like. Gene Ontology annotation, biological process: regulation of transcription by RNA polymerase II. NCBI's taxonomy places the organism in Eukaryota, Metazoa, Chordata, Actinopteri, Perciformes, Serranidae. Gene Ontology annotation, molecular function: RNA polymerase II cis-regulatory region sequence-specific DNA binding; DNA-binding transcription factor activity, RNA polymerase II-specific. Gene Ontology annotation, cellular component: nucleus. The transcript is spliced from 2 exons. The record is from RefSeq and is a predicted model, not a curated record. The coding region runs from base 107 to 1546 and encodes 479 amino acids.
ACAACACAGGCGCUGCUACAGUUAGCCGUGCGGACGAUUUGAGUUAGCUUGAAGACGGUGAUGAAUCCCAGACCUGGAUAAUUAUUUAUUUUAUAAUUAAACAACGAUGUCUUCAGUUGAGUAUUUAAGAGAGUUUGUUAACGAGAGACUAACUGCUGCUGCCGAAGAAAUAUUCGGAGUUUUUAAAAGGACCAUCGUCGAGUAUGAGGAAGAGAUCGACCGUCAGCGCAGACUGUUGGAUAUCGUUUGGAAACCCGAUAUAAAGCUACACAGAAUAGAGCUCCCACAGCAACAUGUCUGUAAGGAGGAGGAGGAGGAGGUUCUCUCUGACCAGCAGCUCUGUGUUCAGGAGAUUAACUCCAGUCUGGACCAAGAGGACAACGAGCUUCCACAUAUUAAAGAGGAGCAGGAUGAACUGUGCACCAGUCAGGAGGGAGAGCAGCUUGUGCUGAAGCAGGAGACUGAUGCUUUUAUGGUGACUUCUACUGAUGAGGAAAGUGACUACGGCGAAGCUCUGAACUUUAGUUUGGAUGAAACUCAGAGUGUGGUGAAAGAAAAGCACCUAAACUACAUUUCAGUUAACAGCUCUGUAGUGCAAGAACCAAACAGUGACCACCUGCUCCUCUUUCAAAACUCUCAGAGCCAAGAUCAGGAUCAGGAGCACGGAGACUCCGGACCGACUAGAAAUGCAGAGGCAGUGCUACACACUCAACAUCACAAUAGCAACAGUCACACUAACAAUACAACUAAUCCUACCAUGGUAACAUUUCACUGCGAUAUUCAAACAGGUAAAAAGUCUGUAAAAUGUGGCACAUGCGGGAAAACUUUUAGGUGCAAGUCAUAUUUGCAGAGACACCUUUUAACCCACACAGGUGAGAAGCCGUAUUCUUGCAACACCUGUGGGAAAAGAUUCAGUCAGACAUCAAUACUGAAGGCUCAUACAAGAGUCCACACAGGUGAGAAGCCACAUUCUUGCAUCACCUGUGGGAAAAGAUUUCUUCGGAUAUCAGAUCUGAAAAACCACGUAAGAGUCCAUACAGGUGAGAGGCCAUAUUCUUGCAAAAUGUGUGGAAAAGCAUUUGCUCGCCACAGUUGCUUGUUGGUCCACAUGAGAAUCCAUGCAGAUAUGAAGCCACAUACUUGCACCACCUGUGGGAAAAAUUUCAGAACGAGCGGUCAGAUGACACGCCACCUGAGAACCCACACAGGCGAGAAGCCGUAUUCUUGUAGUGCCUGUGGGAAGAGAUUCGGUUGGCCAUCAUUGUUGACGGCUCAUACAAGAAUCCAUACGGGAGAGAGGCCGUAUUCAUGCAAAACAUGUGGGAAAGUUUUCAGACUUAAAAGUGCCUUGAAACUCCACAUGAGUACUCACACAGGUGAGAAGCCAUAUACAUGUUUAACGUGUGGGAGAGCUUUCAGUUUCAGUACUAACUUGAUCAGCCACACGAAAAUCCACACAGGCGAGAAGCCAUUUUCCUGCAACAUCUGUGGGAAAGACUUCAGACGUAACUAUGAGUUGAGAGUCCACACGAGAAGAAAUCAUUAACCUCAUAUAUUUUAUGAUUACUGCAGUACUCAUAUUUCUGUUAACAGUAUUUCUUUGAAACAAAGAAAAUCUCCCAAAUCUUCGAAAAGACUUUGUAUAUAAAACAAAUUUCAUCCUGAAGUUUCAACUAUGAGCAAAUUCUGUUCAUCAAGGCUGCAGAUGGAUGUGACUGACAUCAAAAAUGAGUGAUGAACAGUUCUUUUCAGAGUCAAGUUAAAACAUGCAGGUGUUUUAGAGGUUAACUUAAGCCCCGUUUCCACCGAGCAGUACUGUACAGCUCAGUCCGGUGUGCUUGUUUUCCGUUUCCACUGUGAAAAGUAGUGGAUGGUACCGAUGGAACUGUUACUAACCGUCCCCAUGUUUGGUCCUUCCUCUGUUGGGGUACCUAGCACACAGAUCUGGUACUGAAAGGUGGGGCUGUGAACACUGCAGUCUGAUUGGUCAGUAGUGGACGGUCACUCUGCUCAGGGCUGAAUUGUGUCUGGUUUUGAGGCUCAUGUAACCACUGUUCAUACUGUGGAGAGUUUUAUUAGUAAACUGUAACUAUAAAAUGAAAGGAUGUUUUGCUGCCUCUCACAGCAGCUGGAGACUGAGAAAAAAAAUAGUUAAACUCACUAGGCUGACUGCCGGCACCUUUUAAGGUGGAACAUUACCUUGCAAUGUCACUCAAUGCAUGAGUUGACAGCAUAAAUCAUGCAACACACCUCUUCUCCGAGCUCUAAUUAAUUUCAACCGAAACGUCAUAUAUCCCAAUCCUCACUUGGACAAAAAAAAAGCUUGCCUGAGAAGGACUAAAUGCACAAACCCGCUAUUUUUAAAUAUCCCAUGGAGAGAGACUCUCACUGCAGCCUGUUUCAUUUUGUUCUGAAAAUGUCAUCAUGCAGUCUCGUGCUGUGGAUGAUAAACAAGGUGCAGACUUCAAUCUGUGUCACCGCUGAUGAGGAAAUACAGCGAGUGCUGGACGGAGCAGUGAGUGACAACAACCCCGCCCACAUUUAAGAGGACUGUUUGUGGUGGCAACCCGAAGUAGACCGAGGGCCUAGGCACCAUCUACAAUCUAAAAGAUUACUUUUUGUUCCAAAAGUACCAUACCGAAAGUGUUUGGUGGAAAUGGGACUUUAAAGUAUGAUUUGAUGCUGUGUUUUUAUUUGAUCGGUGGAGCUGUGUAAUUACUGUACUUUGGUCAUUGUGUCAAUAAAGUGGGAGAGUUGCUGCCUCAAGCAAAGGAGUUCAACUAUCUUGUGGUCU